UGACACCGACACCGUCAACCGUCAACUUGCCUCUUGGGCUGGCACGUCCACGCGAUUUGAUUUCGUAUUUUUGUUGUUCAUCGGAAUUUAUUAAUUUAGCAAUUUAUUGCUAUUUGUAAACUCAUUUUAUUAAUAAUUGGCUUCUAAAAUUAUUCAAUAAUGAGUACAAUUUUGGAAAAAAUCUCAGCCAUUGAGGCUGAGAUGGCUCGGACACAAAAAAAUAAGAACACAUCGGCACAUUUGGGUUUAUUGAAAGCAAAAUUGGCCAAAUUGCGACGUGAACUCAUCACACCGAAAGGUGGCGGCGGUUCAACCGGUGAAGGCUUUGAAGUUGCAAAAACCGGAGAUGCCAGAGUUGGUUUUGUCGGCUUUCCUUCGGUGGGUAAGUCGACGCUUUUGUCCAACUUGGCUGGAGUGUAUUCGGAAGUUGCAGCGUAUGAGUUCACAACGUUGACAACUGUUCCCGGAUGCAUCAAAUACAAGGGUGCCAAGAUUCAAUUGCUGGAUUUGCCUGGAAUCAUUGAAGGUGCUAAAGAUGGUAAGGGUCGUGGUAGGCAGGUUAUUGCUGUAGCACGAACUUGCAAUCUUAUCUUCAUGGUCUUGGAUGUUCUGAAGCCAUUGGGUCAUAAGAAAUUGCUGGAGCAUGAAUUGGAAGGUUUUGGAAUUCGGCUCAACAAGAAACCACCAAAUAUUUACUUCAGAAAGAAGGAUAAAGGUGGUGUUAAUUUCAAUUGUAUGGUCCCCCAAUCGGAGCUGGAUGCUGAUUUAGUGAAAUCCAUUCUUUCUGAAUACAAAAUCCACAAUGCUGAUAUUACACUACGUUAUGAUGCCACCAGUGACGAUCUUAUCGAUGUCAUCGAAGGAAAUCGUAUCUAUAUCCCGUGCAUUUAUCUCUUGAAUAAGAUCGAUCAGAUUUCAAUUGAAGAACUUGAUGUCAUUUAUAAGAUUCCGCACUGUGUACCCAUUUCAGCUCAUCAUCGAUGGAAUUUCGAUGAUUUGUUGGAACUUAUGUGGGAAUACUUAAGACUUGUUCGAAUUUACACAAAACCAAAAGGACAACUGCCUGAUUACACGUCACCAAUUGUCUUGCACAAUGAGAGAACUUCGAUUGAAGAUUUUUGUAACAAAUUGCAUCGUACAAUUGCUAAGGAAUUCAAAUAUGCUCUUGUGUGGGGAUCAUCGGUUAAGCAUCAACCUCAAAAGGUUGGUAUUGAGCAUAUUCUCAACGACGAAGAUGUCGUACAGAUUGUAAAGAAAGUUUAAUGGACAUACAUAUUACAUAUAUUUUUUUUAUAUAAACACAACAAAAUUGCAAGAAUUACAACUUAUCUUUGAAUCGCUUAAAAA
Eupeodes corollae is the source of this 1347-nucleotide messenger RNA. RefSeq names its product GTP-binding protein 128up (gene 128up). Gene Ontology annotation, biological process: cytoplasmic translation. NCBI's taxonomy places the organism in Eukaryota, Metazoa, Arthropoda, Insecta, Diptera, Syrphidae. Gene Ontology annotation, molecular function: GTPase activity; GTP binding. Bases 160 to 1263 code for a protein of 367 amino acids. The transcript is spliced from 7 exons. Gene Ontology annotation, cellular component: cytoplasm. The record is from RefSeq and is a predicted model, not a curated record.